CCAGAGGUCCGAGUUGGGGGGCCCCUGAAACCAAGAGAGGAGGAGGAGAGAGGAGGUGCUGAAAGGGACUCGAUACCGCCCCCACCCCCCGAAAAAAGCCAGGAAGAAUUGCGCUCCAUCAGUGCGCCCAUGCCUGCCAGUCGGAGGAUGGGGAUUUUUUUUUCAUUCAUCCACGUCCCCUUUUUCCCCCCGCCUUCUUUCAAACAAGCCAGUCGGUCUGUCAAUGUGCUGCGAGCAUUAGGGCAAGUCAAAGCAGUGGGAUUCUGAGGCAGAGAGACGGAUGAGAUAACGAAUGAAGAAAGCGCGUCCAGCUCUUCAAACGACGCGCUGCAUCAGACAGGCUUCAAUUUCCAACACGGACUGAUGCGUGCUGCUCGAAUCUUCUUUUUUUUAAUCACUUCACAAGUUUCACGUUGGCCUUUAUGCGACAUGACCACAGCGAGGAUGCUUUUCUAGCUCUUUGGUUUUGUUUCUCUCAGUUGUCUUGGGUCGUAGCUCGAUUUGAAUCUGGGACUUAUCCACGAUUUGGAUCCUGAUUUUGUUUCUAUUUUUUAUUUUCAAGGAAUCGGUUUCCAAAGGAUUUUCGGAUUUACGAGCCGUUGUUCAACCUGAGUAUUUCACAAAGAUGAGAAUGAGGAUUGUAAUGCGCACUGACUGACUAAAGCCCACCGAGCAUCAACAUGUCUUUAUGAGGAUGGAGCUGUGGACACCAGUGACAUCUUUUCCAUUUUAAACGCUUCAGCUGGCACAGUUUUUUGGCCUGAUCUCGACUAAUUCUCUUCUAACAGACUGAUAAGAUUUCUUUUCAGCCCCUGCCUUAUAUGUUGGAAGGUGGAUCUUGUUGCGGGAAAACAAGGUAAUGGGAGAGAAAUCACACAGAGUCGGCACAGAGAACAAGGGAACAUUGUUCGGAAAAAGACAAUUAGGGCGCACCGAAAAGAAGCACACAUAGCUCCUGGGUGGCGAUAAAUGUCAGAAAAUUUCGAUUCCUUGGAGUUAUAUUUGAGUUGAGGAGCGCUGAUUCAGAAAAAAAAGGAGGACUAAUGACAAAUUAAUGGGAAAGUCAUGGGAUUGGCACUGAAAUAGUACGAUCGUGGACGCGGAGAAAAAAACGAUCGUUUCUGGAGAUCCAGGCGCGGAGGAUUGAACAAGUUUUCCCUGCAACCUUUUCGGGUCUGGUUUCGGUUUAAUUUUUACAUUUUUGGGAUCCAUGAGGUUGAAUACAACAGGCUUCCACUUCACACUUUGACUGCCUCUACCUAAAGCCUGCUCGGCUGCAGUCGCACAUAUCCAUUGUUUUUGAGAGUCUCCUUGCAUCAGCACUGAAAACACAGUAAAAGUGCCCUUUUUGUUUUUCUCUUUCAAAUGGGGCUACAUAUGCUGGGUGUCAGGGUUGAGAUGGCGUGUCAAAGAAGUGGGAAUGGAUUGUGGAUCCUUCUGGUAUUCUUACUGGAUUUACUGGGGACGACGGCCAGCAAUAUGGAGCCUAUCUACUGGAAUUCUCUGAACGAAAGAUUCAAGGACGAUAAGGGCUACGUUCUGUACCCUCAGAUCGGGGACCGGCUGGACCUCAUCUGCCCUCCGCUGGACACCGCCAGGUCCACGCCCGAGUACGAGUUCUACAAGCUGUACCUGGUGUCGACGCGGGAACAGGCGGACCGCUGCGAGGUGAUGGGUCCUCCCAACAUCGUGCUGACCUGCGAUGAGCCCAUCCGGGAGCGCCGCUUCACCAUCAAGUUCCAGGAGUUCUCGCCUAACCUCUGGGGCCACGAGUUCAAGAGCAUGCACGACUAUUACAUCAUCGCUACGUCAGAUGGGACGCGCCAAGGCCUGGAUAGCAUGAGGGGCGGAGUCUGUGCCACACAGGGCAUGAAGGUGGUGCUGAAAGUGGGGCAGAGCCAAUAUGGGCUGCCUCCGAAGAAAGAUCCGCCAGCGGGACGCACCACCAGCAGAAACCCAGGCGGCGCAGGAAACUCCACCCAGUCUCGAGGACCCAACAGCUUCGGGAGCGAGGGCACGGAUGAGAACGGGCCCCUCCAGCCCUCCAACAUUGCCCUCAUUGCCGGCGCCGCGGGAGGCUCCGCCUUCCUCCUGCUGGUGACCGCGGUGAUCUGCGUGGUGUGCUACAGGCGGAGGCACGCCAAACACUCGGACACCCACCACCCUCCUCUCUCGCUGUCCUCCCUCACCAGCCCCAAGCGGGGCGGGGGCGGCGGCAUCUCCAGCUCGAACAACAACGGCUCUGAACCCAGCGACAUCAUCAUCCCCCUGCGGACGUCGGACUCGGCCUACUGCCCGCACUACGAGAAGGUGAGCGGAGACUACGGACACCCCGUCUACAUCGUCCAGGAGAUGCCGCCACAGAGCCCGGCUAACAUCUACUACAAAGUAUGAGACGGCCCGCUGCUAUGUCCUGCUGGACACGCCCACCUCCCUUUCUCCAACCAACCCCCCCUGCUCCAUUUAAAGACACAGUACACCAUCACAGCUCCGACCUUGACCCCUCCAGUACUUAGAGUAUUGCCUCAUGGACCCCCUCCUCACUGCCCUGAGAGAUGGCCACAGGUGUGUUCUGGCUGAACAAACCGCCCUGAUCCAUUCUGACACAACCGGGCCGCCAAGUGUUUGCUAAAGGGCGACGUCGUGUUUGUACGCAGCCCUUCUUAACAAAGGCUCUAAUGAGUGGGCAAAAGCCUCUGAGUGCCCCCCCUUCUUGUCAACUCAGAGCUAAACUAGCCCCCACAAAUGCUAAAUGGAAGAGUUACCCAUAAUGCCUGUAUGUUUGUGUUUUUUCUCAAGGUAUGGACCAUGCAUUGGGACUUGAGAUGUUUUAUGGAAGAGAAAAAAGAGAUUAGAGGGACUACAAUAAAAAAAAAUAAUAAUAAAAACUACAACCCUGAUCCCACUUUGCACCUGAGAACUCUGAUUCCCAGAGGCCAUACCUGCCUAGCUCACCGCCCUGCCCCCCCUCAGAGCUCCAUCAUCAGCCAAUCAGAGAGCAGCCUCUGCCACUAAAAUCACCAAUAGGAUUCUAGUUUGUUCGUGUUUGUUUCUCCUGAGAAAAAUGGGGGGCCUCUCGGACUCAACCAAUCAGCAAGCCCCCCGGGCGGGCUGGCGGUCACAUGACCAGGCCCCCGGGGGCUGAGGAGGUCUGACCGACUGGUGACACUCAGAAUCUUGUAUAUUUUAAUAAUGUGUGUGUAUGUGAUGAGCGGGCAUAUGACUAUGGGUAAUAAUGAUGGCGCUGCUGCUGCUCCACAUUAGUCGUGUGUGUGCAGGUAGUGCGCUUCAGUAAAGCAAGUUUGCAUAUGAGUUUGCAUAUGCCUGUGUGGGGGUUUAGUCUGUGUGUGUGUGUGCGUUCGCUUUGUGUGUGUGUGUGAGUGACUGUGUGUGUGCGUGCGUUCUUUAGACUUGUCUUAAAUACCAAAACACAAAAUAGUGAGCGAAUAUCAAAAAAGUGAGAUUUUUUUAUCGCUAUCAACACUUAUAGAUUAUAUAUAUGAAUAUCCAGUAAAUCAUUUUUAGAUGUUUCUUUCUCGUUUUUCUAUUGUUUAUUAUUUCUACCCACUCUGUUAAAAUACAGUUCUGUUGCUAGACAUUUUUUAUCUGCUGUUUUUUUUUUUGGUUUUCACGACUUAGAAUGACCUUGUUUCUUUUCCUUUACCCCUCUGCGUUGUAUAUUAAUUUAAUCCCCUUUUUCAUUUUCCCAGCGAUCAGAGGUUGUGUCUCUCUUCCUCUCUUCCCUCUCUCAUUUCCUCCCCCCCCCCCCUCCCCCCACCCCUCUAGGGUCUCUGAACUCUAUGUAUAUUUUUAUAGCUCCUUGUACUAUGCUGUAGUUUUGAAGUUUAGACCUCGUUUGUGGAAGUGUUGAGGUAGAAACCAUCUAUGAAAGUUUUUUUUCUUUCAAACGCUUUUUUUUUUAAACGCAGAAGUAAAAAGAAGUGAGGGGCACGGGGGUGGGGGUUGGGGGGGGGAUGACAUUGGGGAAGAAGGGGGAUGAAAUGAAAAAAGAAGAGUAAAGUAAAAAGAGAAAGAGUGGUGUCUGGGGAGGGGGAAUAAAGCGGCGUCUGAAUGCAGAACUUUUAAAAAAAGAGAAGGAGAAAGGGAGGGAGAAAAGACUGUGAAGGAAUUGCACACUAAAAGAAAAAAGAAGCUGAGGGGAGGGGGGAAGAUGGGGAGCAGCAGGAGUGAGAGAUGAAAGCUACCGAGGAUGGAGAGAGCAGAGGAAGGAGUGGCCGGAGAAGAGGGGGAGAAACCUUUUCUUUGAACGGAGGGUCCGAAACCUCCUGAACGGAGGCAAUGGACCAACAGCCAAAACGGAUUUCUGAAGAGUUGAACUUUAACCACAGAACGGAGAGAUUUCAUCACACACUCUCUCUCUCACACACACACACACACAUCUACUGUGACUCGGUCACACUUUAUGUUGACGUGAGGUGGCGCAUUUCAGAUUUUUUCCACCAAAAUUUGUGUUGAAAUGCAUCUCUGUAUCACACAGGCACUCUCAUAGAUUCUAAAGACAUGCUCAGUACUCUUCAAGCUGCUCACACACACAGUACACUCUGUUUCUCUCUGUUUGACACGCACACACACCGCCUCCCACACACAACCUUACACACAUUUCACACCUUUUAAUGACUGUCACAAAUGCCUACUGAUUGCAUUGAGUGACAUAUAUUCUCUCUCGCUCCCCGCUUGCUCUCGCUCAGACACGUUCACUCAAACACCUUCACCCACACGCGACAAAAUAUGCCGAUUGCUUUCAUAUGACUUUUCUGUGAUUAAGACUAACCCCAUGGACAUGGGAGGGAGGAAAGAGCGUCUCCUCACACACACACACACACACACAUACACGCACACAAUCAAACAAACACGCUAGUGCCCAGCACCUCGACCUAGAGGGCAAUAACACAACGCUGUGUUCAGAGGUGCAAUAUGUUCACAUGUGCAUAUUAAAAAAAGCUGUUUUGUGUUGCUCAAACAUGUUUAUUGCUUAUGUGUAAACUGGGUGGCAGUGGAGACCUUUAAGUUUUUGUUUUUUUCCAGACUCACACACACACACACACACACUCACACACACACAUAAGGCCUCCUGUGAUGUAGCCCUGUUUUUUCUGUGUGACGCCAGUGUUAAAUCUGGACCUUACAGCAUUUCUCAACUGUGUUUUGUAUCUAACAUCUUCUAAAGAGAUCUCUUUCAUAAAGUGUCACAUUCGUCUGAUAUGACUUUGUUCAACACAUGAUGAUGAUGUUCAGAUAUGUUUUUUUGUAACAUGAAUGAGUUUGGAUUGUAUUUGACUGUAUUGGAUUUUCAAAAAUGACAUGGGAGGAAAACACCUCAAAUUUUCUUUUUUUGUACAACUACCGACUUGUGUUUUUUUUUUCCUUUAAUGUAUGCUGUUAAGUCUAUGUCUAUUUAAACAUGCUCAGAAUACCUAAAAUAUCCUCCAAGCCAAAUGAAGUGUCUGUUUUCUCUCUUCAACAACUCUGUUGUGCCCUCCAAUUCACAAUGACAGUAUUUUUUUUUUUUUUUUUUGGCACAUGGCUGCCUCCACAUGAGGGGGAGAACACGACUUCUUGGACUUAACGGUGUCUGACCGACAAAAAAGAAGCAACUGCCCCGUAUUCCGGCAAUUUUUUUUUUUCGCUCCCGCCUCCCUCUCAGCAGUAUCUCUGUUUUUUUUUGUUCCUGUAUCGUUUGAUUUCAUGUUGUCGUUAUUUCAAAGUUGUGUCUCUGGCUCUCACUGUUUGUGUUUGACUGGCCGACUCAACAUGUUGGCUUUUCUAAAAACCACGGCCGCUGGUUGUCAUGUAGAAAAAAGAGAAAGAAGAAAAAGUGCUGUUUCUAUGGAACGUGGGGGAAAGAGAGAGAAAAAAAAAGAAGCUACCGCCGAGCCCCUCCUCACCUCUCCAUUGGUGAAAGUGUGAGUGUGUGUGUACAUGUGUGUGAGUGUGUGUUCCUUUGUGCCAAUAGACAGCGAGUGGGGCGAGGUGGCUCUCCUAUGUAACGUGUUGAGACUUUGUAUUUGGGACACCUCUGUGUGAGAAGGUUUUUUUUGUGUCCUCUCCUCCUCUUCUUCUCUCCUCCUUACCCCUUGUCUACUCAUCACGGCGACCCCUGAUCCC
Messenger RNA from Labrus bergylta (ballan wrasse), 6126 nucleotides. It is a transcript of the gene efnb3b, whose product is annotated as ephrin-B3b. The record is from RefSeq and is a predicted model, not a curated record. Gene Ontology annotation, biological process: ephrin receptor signaling pathway; axon guidance. Gene Ontology annotation, molecular function: ephrin receptor binding. Gene Ontology annotation, cellular component: plasma membrane. NCBI's taxonomy places the organism in Eukaryota, Metazoa, Chordata, Actinopteri, Labriformes, Labridae.